AUGACGAAUAGGAUUGUGGCAUUCCACUCAUUGCCAAUGUGGAAGGAUGCUGCCAAAAAGAAUGGAACGCCGAUUUGCUUUGUUGGAUGUGUCGGAUCUUCUAGAAUAAGCAAGCUAUUUACCCUCAAAUUCAGACAUGUGGUCACAAAAUGCCAUCCUGCUCUAUUAUUGCAUAGCAAUAUUAGCCUGCUCAUGCUGCUUCGGUGGCGCUUUUUCACCUUAUCUUUGCUUUGGAUAAGAGUGUUGAUGGACACAAGGAGGGAGCACGCGAAUUGUGUCGUUCGGGACGGAAAGAAAGAUGCCACUACUUCGCCUCUUUUGGAUUCAGGAUCUCAUAGAAAUGCUUCUUUUAUGCCUCGUGUAUUAGCCAAUUUUAUUCAUUCAGUAAUUCUACCCCUUCUGAAUUCUUGGACCUCACUUCUUAAUAUUGUGACUCUUCCAUAUUGCUCAGGAACCUUAGUACCAUUCGGAUUGCUAGCUCUUGUUCAUUGUUCUGCUACAGAUUAUAAACAAGGAAUCUUUUUAUGGCGGUUCUUCCUUCUAAUGACCAGCAUAUCUAUGAUUCUUUUCUCCAAAAUGAAGCCACAAGCAUUGGUCUGCAAAACCUAUAAAAAAGAUAUGGUUGCUACACGAAGUACUCUUGUGCACCUACAUCACUCAGCUUGCACACAACCCCGCCUUGAUAUGUUAUGGAAGAAUUUAGCUUAUUGUUGGGCUGGUUAUCUAGAGCCAAGUAAUGGGCUACAAGAUUUUGUCCCAUCUGCAGCGCUUUGA
Messenger RNA from Magnolia sinica, 774 nucleotides. RefSeq names its product probable cytochrome c biosynthesis protein. The record is from RefSeq and is a predicted model, not a curated record. Gene Ontology annotation, biological process: cytochrome complex assembly; heme transport. NCBI's taxonomy places the organism in Eukaryota, Viridiplantae, Streptophyta, Magnoliopsida, Magnoliales, Magnoliaceae. Gene Ontology annotation, cellular component: membrane. Gene Ontology annotation, molecular function: heme transmembrane transporter activity.